Messenger RNA from Cuculus canorus (common cuckoo), 4171 nucleotides. RefSeq names its product IKAROS family zinc finger 3 (gene IKZF3). Gene Ontology annotation, biological process: regulation of transcription by RNA polymerase II. Bases 16 to 1803 code for a protein of 595 amino acids. The record is from RefSeq and is a predicted model, not a curated record. The transcript is spliced from 10 exons. Gene Ontology annotation, molecular function: DNA-binding transcription factor activity; RNA polymerase II cis-regulatory region sequence-specific DNA binding. NCBI's taxonomy places the organism in Eukaryota, Metazoa, Chordata, Aves, Cuculiformes, Cuculidae.
GGUGUAGAACACAGGAUGGCUAAGGAUUGGUUUCAAAAGCACAUGAAUUUUACUUCUGCUUUGUAUACGAGCAUCGUGCGUCAGCAGCAACGCACACCCGCCCAGCAUCUCCUUUCCAUGCACCCUAGUCAGUGGAUCUCUUGGAAGCUCAGGAAGACUAACGUGCUCUAUUCACAGACUGGUAUGGACCUAAGUAAUGCCCAAGAACAGCCCGUGGCUGCAGAAGGACAAGAGGUUUUGACAGACUCUAAUCUGAACAAACCCCAGGAAGUGGAUAUUAUGGGUGGUGUGGAAGAUAUGAAGGAUCACAACGAGUCUAAUGAAGAAGCAGGAGUUCACAGGAACAGCCCGAGACACUCAUUUCUACAGGCUAAUUAUGGUGUGGUUAAAAUGAAAGGUGAAUACAGUGAAAGAGAGGAGAAUGCUUUAAAUUCAGAGCCUAUGGAAAACCCAGAAGAAUCUGAAAUGCCUUACGCCUAUCCCCGAGAAUAUAAUGAAUAUGACAGCAUUAAACUGGAAAGACAUUCUGGUUCAUAUGACAGCGUCAGGCCAGCUAGUGGAAAAAUGACUUGCGAAAUCUGUGGAUUAGCCUGCAUUAGCCUCAAUGUCUUGAUGGUUCAUAAGCGUAGCCACACUGGUGAACGGCCAUUCCAGUGUAAUCAGUGCGGAGCUUCCUUUACUCAGAAGGGAAACCUCCUCCGCCACAUUAAACUACAUACAGGGGAAAAACCUUUUAAAUGUCAUCUUUGCAGUUAUGCCUGCCAAAGGAGGGAUGCGCUAACAGGUCACUUAAGGACACAUUCUGUGGAGAAGCCGUACAAAUGUGAGUUUUGCGGCAGGAGCUACAAGCAGAGGAGCUCGUUAGAGGAGCACAAGGAGCGGUGCCGUACUUAUUUGCAGAACACUGGUGUGUGCGAGACUGUUACUUUGAACGAAGCAUCUAAAAUACCUUGUACUCAGCAUUUUGUAGGUGCUGCUCACACGAGCGUGGAGGCAAGGCACAUCAAGGCAGAGAUGGGGAGUGAAAGAGCCCUUGUGCUGGACAGGCUAGCGAGCAACGUGGCAAAGCGAAAAAGCUCAAUGCCGCAGAAAUUUAUUGGUGAGAAACGCCAUAGUUACGAUGUUAACUAUCAUUCAAGUUUCAUGUAUGAAAAGGAAAACGAGAUAAUUCAAGGACGCAUUAUGGACCAGGCCAUAAACAAUGCCAUCACCUACCUCGGGGCUGAAGCCCUGCGUCCUCUCGUGCAGACGCCGGCAGCUCCCACCUCUGAAAUGGUCCCCGUCAUAAGCAGCCUGUACCCCAUCCCGCUGACCCGCACCAACGUGCCGAAUGGCGCCGUGCAGGAUGCGGAGAAGAGCCAUGCCCACCUCAGGGACAAAAGCCUCUCUUCUGACAGAGGGCUUUCCCCCAACAACAGCGGCCAAGACUCCACAGACACUGACAGCAACCACGAGGAGCGGCAGAACCUCGCCUUCCACCAAAGCCAGAUGAUCCCCGCUCAAGCCCGCAAUGGCCUCCAGUCCUUGAAGGAUUUCCCAAGGCCGUGUGACAUCAUCAAGCCACCCGCCAUAUGCCCACGCGAUGCCUUUAAGGUCAUCAACAAGGAAGGGGAAGCCAUCGGCGUCUACCGGUGCGACCAUUGCCGCGUCCUCUUUUUGGAUUACGUGAUGUUCACCAUCCACAUGGGCUGCCACGGGUUCCGCGAUCCUUUUGAGUGCAACGUCUGUGGGUACAGAAGCCACGACCGAUACGAAUUCUCCUCGCACAUAGCACGAGGUGAGCACAGAGUCGUGCUCAAAUAGAAGGACCGGUUCCCCAAGGCCGAGGGCUCUGCUUUAGAUCGAAGAGGAGGUUGGUUUGGUUGGUUUUGAAUUAGCAUAAAGGAGUUUUGUGAGUAUGUUUCUAUGCCAGUUUUUAAAUGCGUGUCGCAGGGAGGCGACACCGUUUUACAUUCCUCUUUCCAAGUAAUUCCAUGUUCUGUAGCAUCUGUGCCUGGCUGCUGUAGUGAAUGGCACUGUGUAAAACACCAGGAACAGAGACUGGUUUUUAUACAAACUUUAUUUUUGUGAAAGUUAAGAGUCAUUUCAGGUGUUCUCUUUUAUUCUUUAUCGUGCAUUUGUUUUUAUAACACGUGCUUUAACUCUUCACAGAAGGUUUUUACACCCUCUUUCCCUGCUUGGUCAGGUGUAGGGGAGGAGAUAUUUUAGCUGUUAUGAUCCCGACAGCCUUCAAACGGCUGAUUACCGAAACAAGAACGCCUAUCUGGGAGGGAUCAUUAAUUCCUCUCUAAAGGUUUUCCCCUAAGUCUUACAGAGGGCAUGGCCCCAUCACACUUUCAUUUUUCUUACCCCUCUGCCCACUUUCUUUAAAGUCACUCCCACAUGUGACUUAGUAACAGCAAAAUAAGAAGCAAGAUCUAUUUUGGGGCUGGAGUUUUUUUAACAGCGUGCAUUUUUGGGAUACCCAGUGAGGUCAUCAGUUGGCUCAUCCUUGCGGUCUGGGGGAAAUCCUGAUUUUCACUGUUGGAAAGUCCUUCUUUCUGCUGAAUGCCAAAACCGAAGAGGAAACUACGCUGAGCGUGGUGUCCUGCUUUGCUCCUGCUAAGCUCCAGCAGCCAAACUCGCAGCCGUGCUGGCACACAACAUCCCUAUGGAUGGCGAGAAGCGUUGGGCUCGGAGCAGGAGUCACCCCGUCCUGGCCGCUGACACCGUGAGAAGCUGCGUACACGAGUGUGUGGGAGCUGACAGCUCAAUCACACCGUCUGGUUUUACGUGGGGAUAUCCCUCGGAGUGAAAUGUGUUGCUUUGCAAGAUGAGUAUUUACCAUGACUUUGAAGCUGGGUUUUAAAAUAGUUCUUUUAAUCUAAUCGUUGCUCUGCAGCUGUAUUAUUAGUCACUGCGCUGAAGAUAGGAGUUUGAUAACAGUUUUGCUGAGUGAAGGUUUAUUCUUUGCAAAGUAUUUUUGUGUAACGUAGAGUUAGGUGUGUUCUGAUGGACUUUUUGGCAUCCAUCGUAUGGUUUGAUGUCCUCGUUGCUUUCGUACUUUUUCAACGUUGCCGUGCCAAUAUCUGUGGAGAUCUGUCCGUUCCCAUGAGGGAAGGCUGGGGCACAAAGGCCUCGCUCGAGUGUUGGGUGCCAAGAAACGCUGAAUCUCAUUCCUCCCUCUGCCCCGGGGUUGCUCUUUUGGCUCAAAUGCUUUCUUCCUCCCUGAAUUUUAAGGUACAAAAAUGAAAAUUGUGUUCGUUUUUUCCCAAUAAGGGUAGGUCUGAAGAAGGAUAAAUUAGUCCACAGAGAGUCUGAGCAUCUGAAGAGCUGUCAAAGUGCUAGAUCCUAGAUUCUAGAUCCUGCUGGUCGUUAGGGAUAGGGAGAACUGCUGCCUUGUGUGCUGUUGCGUGCAGAGUCAUAAAAUAGGUGUAGGACCAUUUCCAAUAACCAGUUUUCCAUCACGAGGCAGAAAAGUGAGCAUUUGGAUGUUGGUUCUUCCCUGUUGAGUAUCUGUUGUCUGGACAUGAGAAAGGAUCCUCUGCGUGAGGCUGCAGUUCCACCAAGGGCUUCACCCGAUCGUCCAAGGACUGCAUUCCAGGUGGCAGCUGGGCUUGGGAAGGCUUCAACCUAAAUCGCUCGGGAGCUCCAUUUCUCCUGUUGUGCCUUCAUGAGAGAAGCAGCUGAGUUACCUGCACGGCAUGGCUGAUGGAAACGCUCCUCACGGUUCAACAGAAAUGAAUAAGAUAACACAUAGUAAAACAUAACUCGUCAUUCGCCCAGGAAGCUCCUCACGUUGCUGAGAGUGUGUCACGCAGCACCGCCGCUUUCUUUCUCACGCCGCUGCCGAACCUUUGAAAACCCUCUGCAGAUGAGUCCUCCACACUUCCCUCACCACCAGGCAGGACUGCAGCCACCUACCCCUGCUUCCCAGACAAGGUGAGCAAUCGACCGCUGCACCCCGAGCACCUCAGCGCGAGCAAUGCUGCCAGGUUUAGAAAAGGCAGGAGGGAGGUUUCUCCAAACGGCACCGUUUCCCCACCGCCGCUCGGGCAGAGCCAUCGUUUCAAGAUUGGCUGAAACAAAAGAAAUUCCCUGCGCUGUUUGGAGUUGGCGAGCGAUCACCGCGUUACGGCUCUGCUGUUGAACAAUCCCAUGUUGUGGAAUUUAACCCAGUUGUUUAUUAAAA